CAGGCAGAAAAAAAGAAGAAAAACUCAGGUGGCAAAUAUUUGCCGGUGAGUUCGUCAAAACAAAGACACUAAAAGGAACCAGCAUGGGAAAUACCACCAGUAGCGCAAUAUCAAAGGAGAUCCUGGAGGAUCUGAAGCUCAACACCAAAUUCACUGAAACUGAGAUUUCCCAGUGGUACGAGAACUUUCAGACGCAGUGCCCAACGGGACGAAUCACGCCAGAAGAGUUCGAGCAGAUCUACGCUCGCUUUUUUCCAGACAGCGAUGCCAAGAGCUACGCACGACAUGUGUUCCGCUCCUUUGACACCAACGAUGACGGCACUUUGGACUUCAAGGAGUACAUCAUCGCACUGCACAUGACCUCCACUGGGAAGACUACCCGAAAACUUGAGUGGGCCUUCUCGCUGUUUGAUGUGGACAAGAACGGAUACAUCAACAAGACAGAAGUGACGGAGAUCUGUCAGGCCAUAUUUAAGCUGAUCCCAAAGGAGGAGCAGGCCAGGCUACGAGAGGAUGAGAACACACCCGAGAAGAGAGCCAACAAGCUGUGGUCUUACUUCGAAAAGAAAGACAACGAGCGACUGGCUGAAGGCGAGUUCAUCAAAGGAGUGAUUGAAAAUGAGAAUGCAAUGCGUCUUAUCCACUACGAACCAAUGAAACAAUAAAGUAAUUCCUCUUUCGUCCCCUCCUUCUUUCUCUCAUUAUACUCUUUGAAACUUUUAUUUUCCCCUCUCAGACGUUUUCUUCCCUCCUCUUUCAUCCACUUUGUGUAAA
This is a messenger RNA of Plectropomus leopardus (leopard coralgrouper), 774 nucleotides long. It is a transcript of the gene rcvrn2, whose product is annotated as recoverin 2. Lineage: Eukaryota; Metazoa; Chordata; Actinopteri; Perciformes; Serranidae. Gene Ontology annotation, molecular function: calcium ion binding. The record is from RefSeq and is a predicted model, not a curated record.